Penaeus vannamei (Pacific white shrimp) is the source of this 1319-nucleotide messenger RNA. The record is from RefSeq and is a predicted model, not a curated record. NCBI's taxonomy places the organism in Eukaryota, Metazoa, Arthropoda, Malacostraca, Decapoda, Penaeidae.
AUGGUUUUAAAGGCGGUGGUGUUGAUGGUGAAGGUGGCGGUAGCAGUGAAUGCCACGAGGGGCGCGUCUACCCCGGCCUCUGCCCCAGCGACCCCCCGUCAGGAGAAGACCGCCGAGCUGCGACCUCCCAUGGGCGUGGGGUUGGGCGGGAUGCUGACCCCAACGGCUAAGAGACCCAUGCACCACGAGGAACCCCUGGAGACACGCCCACCCAUGCCCGCUAGCCCCACCCACCACCAGCCGCUCACGCCCAGCCUCCCGAGCAUCAAGAUCUCCUCUAGGGGCAACGGCAGGAGUCAAGACCAGAGCAUCGUGGUGAGCAUGGAAAUCAACGGCAUUCUGUACCAGGGCGUCCUCUUCCCCCAGGCACCCAGGACGCGACUUAGCUAAUCCUUUCCCCAAUCAGCGCAGGAUUGGGUUGGAUUGUUGUUCGGCAGGAGAGAGAAUCCUGAAGGCCCGAGGAGUGAACAGAAGCCCGCAGGAGUUCCCAGGACGUCGAAGGCCCCUUGUAAUGACCCGCCCCUGCCUGCUGUUCGUCCUCCUGUACCCUGAUGAGCGUUCGACUUGCGGUUGUGCGUCGAUUCCCACGAUAACUUUGCCCUAAGUGGUGGACGAUUGAUGUUUUCUAGUGUUAGACGAUGUGUUAGAAGAGAGAUGUUAGUCUUGCCAUGGAACUCAGAACUAAAGGAAUAGCAAAUUAUGAGUGUAAUCCGCUUUGGAGACCAAAAAAAAAGGCCAUUUUUACUUUUUUGCAAAGCCAUGUUUGUUUGUUUUUCGUUCAAUUGAUACUUUAGAAUAUGAGAUUGUUCAGCUUAUUUUAAUUGUUUUGUGCCAAAUUCAACAGACAUUCUAAAAGCACCGAUUGGGUAUCUAUAAAAUUCCACUAUGAACCUCCCUGUUAUAGAGACUUAAAAGCGGGUGACCCAAGUUCGAAACCCGAACCCCGAAUCUUCUGAACCUUUCCUCUACGGUAAGGUCAAAAGAAAACAACUUGUAUAUAGUGUAUUAUAGUCUUAUCAGCUGGUGGGGUCAGCUUCUUCUUAGACCCCCCCACCCACCCCACCCCCUCUCCUCUCCCCCCAACUUGAGAAAAAUGUAUGUUGAAGAAUGUUUAGUGUGUCAGGUGCAAAUGAUAUUCGCUUAUUAACAACUUACCCUUUCAGUGGUAUCCGAACCUUUUCUAUAGACUCCCCGAUUGUGUAGAUAGCUGCGUAGUUCGUUCUUCAUUUGUUUAAAAUCUGUGAGUCGGUAGGUGUUGUCUGCCGGGCCCGCUAGAGGGUCUCACAGUUUCUUUUUAUAUACACUAAGUUGAUCUCAUG